AGAGGGGGGAGAGGAAGGAGCCCGUUCAGAGUACUUUACGUUAGUGUACAUGGGGCACUAACAUUAUUGUGCGGCCUCGAACCUCACGUAUAUGAUGGGUAGACGAGAGGCGGACAGUGGAGGUGCGAUGACCACCAGCGAGCGCUCCGAGUUGGGACCUCUGUUGCAGGACACUGUAUCCACUUCUUCUAACGAUGCCCGCAGCGGCAAUAGGCUGAAAAGGAGCCCGGGGUCCGUCGCGGUUCCUGGAGAGACAUCUGCCACCACAGUUCCGUCCGAGGUGAAGAAACACCAGCACAAACACAACCUCAAGCACCGGUAUGAAGUGAUGGAGACGCUGGGGAGAGGCACCUACGGCAAAGUGAAGAAGGCGAUGGAGAGAGCAACUUUGCGCACGGUGGCCAUCAAAUCUAUUCGUAAGGAGCGCAUCACUGAUAACCUGGAGCGUAUCCACAUUCAAAGAGAGAUUGAGAUCACGUCUGCCCUGCAGCAUGCUAACAUCAUACAAUUCCACGAAGUGUUUGAGAGCCGGGACAAGAUUGUGAUUGUGAUGGAGUAUGCCAGCAGAGGAGAGCUGUACGAUUACAUCCAGGAGAGACGGAGAGUGCCCGAGACUGAGGCUCGGACCAUCUUCAGACAAAUCACAUCUGCUGUUCACUACCUCCACAAGAAUGGUGUUGUCCAUCGUGAUCUCAAGUUAGAAAACAUCCUUUUAGACCAAGAUUUGAAUGUGAAGCUGGCAGACUUUGGGCUCUCAAACCACUUUGAAAAAGGCACUCUUCUACAAACAUACUGCGGUAGUCCUCUCUAUGCUUCACCAGAGAUAGUCCAAGGGCUUCCCUACCAAGGCCCUGAGGUUGAUUGCUGGGCCUUGGGUGUUUUGCUUUAUGCUCUGGUGUACGGGAGCAUGCCAUUUGACGGAGCAAGUCACAAAAUACUGACAAAGCAAAUCACACAAGGUCACUAUCGCAGACCAAACCUUCACUCAGAUGCCUGUGCCCUGAUAGACUGGCUGCUGAGUGUUAGAAUGGAGGACAGAGCCACCAUUGAGGACGUGGCCAACCACUGGUGGGUGAACUGGGGUUACGAGGAGAAUGUGUGUGACUGUCCCACCUCCGCUCUGGACUGCCCCUCUCCGCUGCUCGCGCGCUACAUCGAUUGGCAGAAUCAGGUCACUGCUGCUUGCCACUUCACCUUACCCCUAAAGACAGAGCAGGGAGUAGGAGGAGCACAGAAACAUGUGGGUAGCCUUAAAAAAUCUCGCAAGGAGAAUGCAAUCCCCCAGAAUGCAUUGCGAGUGGUGUGUGCUGCUUCUACUGUUGAAAGUAAGAAGCCAAAAAGUAUUCUCAAACAGCAACGAAGUUUUGACUCCGUUAUUUACAGUCAACCUAGAGAAAGUGCACCAUCCCAAACAAGAAGUGACAUUCAAACUCACCAGAAAUCAGACAUCCUGUCCAACAGAGUACCUUCUACAUUCAACCACCACUCGUCCAAAAUGCCCAAAAAGGGUAUCCUCAAGAAUCUGCACGAUGGGCUAUGUGAUUAUGAUCCUUCUGUAGCAAAGGCUAAUUCUGUAGCCGGUGUAGAAAAUGCUGGUUUGCACUAUUUCAAACCAGUUUCUGCUGCAGAGGAUAGUCCCAAUUUGCACACAGAGGCGGUAAGAAGAAGAAAGGGUAUACUUAAACGUAAUGGCAAGUUUUCACGCAGUCUUGACCUCCCUGAUAAUCACGACUUGUCCUUCAAGACCACAACACUCCCAGAGACAUUACAGCAUCAUCUUCUGAGUUCUGUAGUCGGAGAGAUGAGUCGUCCCUCCAGCAUUGUGAGUGAGGACAGUCUCUUCUCCAUGGACUCCUUUGACACACUGGACUUUAGCACCCAAUCACCACACAGACUUUUCUCACGAGGCACACAGGAGCACAGUGCUUAUAGCUCAGAGGAGGAGUGUCCAGAAAUAACCAGAGAGACUUGAGGACAAUGGUGAAGAAAACAUUGUCUGUCUUGUCCUACUGACCAUGAUUUUGUAAUGUACAAAUUUAACCCAUCCUUCAAUUAGUACCACUGGGACAACCUGUUAAAAGCAGUGAGCUACUGCAGUACAGUACUCGGGGACCUAUCUCCAGCUCUUGAGCUGGGCUUGGUCAGGACUACUUUAGCGGGAACAUUUUACCCAUGGUGCAUGUUUAGAGUUGAUGGAGAAAACCAGAGUGCCAGUGGGAGACACACCCCGACAUGGAGACAACAUGCGAACUCCACACAGGAGUCAUUUGAGUGCCAUUUACUCAGCUUUGUGACUAUUUUGGGUUGGGUUCAGGUUAAGAUGGCAAAUAUUUUACUUGUAUGGAACUUGCUUCGGUACAUCAUUUAAUGUAAUGGUCGAAUUUUUUUAUUUUUUUUAUUUUUUUUGGUGGAGGGACAUAUGAACUCAUCAUUGGUGUACUACUGUUAUCGUUUACUAAGAAUAAUUAUUAUCAAAAACUUGAGACAUGGUAAAAAUACAUUGAGUGAUAUGUUGCAAGUGAUGUUUAAAUAAAGUAUU
Messenger RNA from Periophthalmus magnuspinnatus, 2539 nucleotides. RefSeq names its product NUAK family SNF1-like kinase 1. Bases 92 to 1972 code for a protein of 626 amino acids. The transcript is spliced from 7 exons. Lineage: Eukaryota; Metazoa; Chordata; Actinopteri; Gobiiformes; Gobiidae. Gene Ontology annotation, molecular function: ATP binding; protein serine/threonine kinase activity; tau-protein kinase activity. The record is from RefSeq and is a predicted model, not a curated record. Gene Ontology annotation, biological process: protein phosphorylation; microtubule cytoskeleton organization; intracellular signal transduction. Gene Ontology annotation, cellular component: cytoplasm.